AUGACUCCACUCAUACUCAACCAUGCGGACGACGAUGUUCCACCUCUUGACAAAACCUUCAAUGGUUAUUCGACGCUGCCCAAUGAAUACCACCACGGUUGUAUGAAUGGAAACCCGUUGAAAGACGAUAAAACUAUGCCCAUUGCUAUCGUGGGAAUGAGUUUCCGUGGACCCGCUGAUGCAACCAAUGUUGAAAGUCUCUGGGAGAUGAUAUGUGAACGCCGAGAGGGUUGGAGUGAGGUUCCUAAAGAAAGAUGGAAUAACGAUGCCUUUUACCAUCCUGACAAUACCAGACAUGGAACGGUGAGCGUUGAACAUUUUGAUCCCACAAAAAUGAAAUGCAACCACUCUAACACACCUCCAUUCAAGAUUAACGUCAAGGGCGGCCACUUUUUCUCGGAGGACCUUGCUCACUUCGAUGCGCCUUUUUUUAACAUGACCAACGCAGAAGCAGCGGCAUUGGAUCCCCAACAACGCCUUCUGCUAGAAGGAACGUUCGAAGCUCUAGAAAAUGGCGGUAUUACUUUAGAGAAAAUCAUGGGCAGCAAAACCUCUUGCUUCGUUGGCUCUUUCUCUGGCGACUACACAGAUAUGCUUUUGCGUGAUCCAGACUCCGUGCCCAUGUACCAGUGCACGAAUGCAGGCCAAUCGCGCGCCAUCACGGCGAACCGAAUUUCUUAUUUUUUCGACUUGAAAGGCCCUAGUGUUACUGUAGACACCGCUUGCUCAGGAAGUCUUGUGGCACUCCAUCUAGCUUGCCAAAGUAUCCGGACUGGCGAUGCGAAAACAGCCAUUGCGGCGGGUGUAAAUACAGUUUUAAGCCACGAAUUCAUGAGUACCAUGAGUAUGAUGAGGUUUCUUUCACCGGAUGGACGCUGCUACACUUUUGACGAACGUGCCAAUGGCUACGCGCGGGGCGAAGGAGUGGGCUGCUUAAUCUUGAAACCACUAAAAGAUGCAUUGAGAGACAACGAUACAAUUCGUGCUGUGAUUCGUGGAUCAGGUUCAAACCAGGAUGGCAAGACAUCGGGAAUCACUCUUCCUAGUGGUGCCGCACAGGAGGAAUUGGUGCGAAACGUCUAUGAAGCGGCAGGUCUCGAUCCCCUGGAGACAGAAUAUGUUGAAGCUCAUGGUACUGGCACACAGGCUGGUGAUCCUCAGGAGACUGGAGCUCUUUCCAGAGUAUUCUGCCCUGGUCGAUCGUCGGAUAAGCCUCUACGUGUGGGAUCCAUCAAAACUAACGUCGGGCAUCUGGAAGGCGCCAGUGGCAUUGCUGGUGUUAUUAAGGCAACUAUGAUGCUUGAGAAUCGUAUGUUUCUUCCAAAUAGAAACUUCGAAACCCUGAACCCGCGAAUUCCUCUCGAUCUAUGGAAGCUUAAGGUGCAGCUUGACAUUGAGCCUUGGGAAACUGAUGGUCCGCAUCGAGUCUCAGUGAACAGCUUUGGAUACGGUGGAAGCAAUGCUCAUGUGAUUCUAGAGGAUGCAGCAGGAUACCUGAAAUCGCACGAAAUGAAGGGAUAUUAUCGUAAUCCAAAGGCAAUCGCUCCGAGGGAUUCCAAGGAACACUCUAAUAGCAACCACACUACGGAUGAGAGCAGUCAUUCCAAGCGUUUUACCAACGCCCACUCCGACAACAUCUUAAAUGGUGAAAAAAAGGAAGAAAACGGUCAUUCUCAGCGAAAACAAUUGCUUGUGCUAUCAAGCUUCGAUGAAGCGUCCGGAAAGCGACAAUCAGAUCGCUUGCAAAAAUAUCUACUUGCUCGGAAGCAUUUAGCUAAUGAAGAGUUCAUGACCAAUCUUGCAUUUACUCUCAACAACAGGAGAACAAGUUUCAUGUGGAAGGUAGCAAUCUCUGGAUCUAAUGUACAAGAAGUUGCACAAACGUUGUCAAAAGGAGUGAAAUUCUCCCGCGCAAUGAAGAAGCCUACUCUGGGUUUUGUAUUCACGGGCCAGGGCGCUCAGUGGUGUGGGAUGGGAAAGGAGCUCUUAGCUGCGUAUCCCGUCUUUUCUGACUCAAUAAACAAGAUCGGCGCAUACUUGAAAAGCCUAGGCGCACCUUUUGACGUUAAAGAGGAGAUUACAAGGGACCCCAGCGGAUCACAGAUCAAUCUAGCCCUGUACAGCCAACCCAUGUGUUCCGCAGUCCAGAUCGCUAUCGUUGACUUGCUAUAUUCCUGGGGAAUCAAACCCGCUUCUGUGACUGGGCAUUCAAGUGGCGAAAUUGCUGCUGCCUAUACAGCAGGUGUGCUGAGCAUGGAAGAUGCAAUGGCAGUAGCAUAUUAUCGAGGGGUUGCAUCAACUCUGAUGCUAACCAUAUCUCAGACACAAGGUGCUAUGAUGGCAGUCGGACUAUCUAAGGAAGAUGCAGAACCUUACUUAUCUAAAUUGCAGUUUGGAAAAGCUGUUAUUGCUUGUGUUAACAGUCCGUCAAGCAUCACUAUCUCUGGUGAUGUAUUGGCCAUUGAUGAGCUGAAGGGUAUCCUUGACGACCAAAAGAUCUUUGCACGCAAACUAGCAGUUGAGGUUGCCUAUCAUUCUCAUCAUAUGCAGCUAGUUAGCGAAGAAUAUUAUCAGCUCAUUUCUAAAAUCAACACAAAAAUCGCCGCGGAUGAAAUAACUGAAUCUGUCGAAUUCUUUUCCUCCGUCACCGGGUCUAAAGCAGUGGCUUCGGAAUUAGGUCCAAAUUAUUGGGUGAAGAACAUGCUUGGUCAAGUAAAGUUCGCCGACUCGGUUCGUCAGCUCUGCUUAGAAACUACAGACCCUACAAACCGCACGAAAGGAGCCGGUAGAAAAACCCGCAAACGAGCGGGGGCAGCUACCAAGGCCAGCGUGGACCAUAUAAUCGAAAUCGGACCUCACUCGGCGUUGGCGGGACCAAUCAAGCAGAUAAUCAAGGCCAAUGAAACAUUGAGUUCUGCAUCGAUUGCCUAUUCAAGUGCGCUGGUCCGUAAGGUAAAUGCAGUUUCUUCCAUCCUGGACCUCGCAGGCAAUCUUGUUAUGGCUGGCUGGCCUCUAGACCUCAUCGCAUUGAACUCACCUCAUGGGGUUGGCACGAACUAUGAGAGGCAAGCACUUGUUGAUCUUCCACCAUAUCCGUGGAACCACAGCAAUACAUACUGGGCUGAACCUCGCCUGAGUAAAGUUUAUCGAAACAGGAAAUUUCCUCGUACCGAUCUCCUCGGGGUCUUGGAUAGAUAUUCUAGUCCUUUAGAGCCACGGUGGCGCAAUCAUAUUCGGACCACGGAGAUCCCCUGGGUGAACGAUCAUAAGAUUCAAUCAAACAUUGUGUAUCCAGCGGCAGGGUACAUUGUCAUGGCCAUCGAGGCAAUGCACCAGUGGAUGCCUGAGCACUACCCGGAGGGAACCAUCUCUGGGUAUACUUUGCGUGAAGUAAAUAUUGGUGCUGCCCUUGUCAUUAGUGAGCAAAGCGCCGUAGAAGUCAUGAUCUCCCUGAGGCCAUACAGAGUGAGUGCUCGAGGGGUGUCGAAAGUUUGGCGCGAAUUCUCUAUUCUAUCAGUGACAGAAGAAAAUAAAUGGACCGAACACUCGAGUGGUCUCAUCUGCGCGCACUUCGAGGCCGAUACAAGCAACAAUUUAAAGCAAGAUGCGGAAGUCUUGCAUCAGACUCUCGCCGAGAUCUACGCAAAAUGCGAUAUGCAAGUAAACGUCAACGAGUUCUAUAAGCAUCUAAGACAACUUGGUCUGGAAUAUGGAGAGACGUUUGCUAAUAUGACAGAAGCAUAUUCAGCGACAGACAGUUGUGUUGCUGAAAUCACUAUCUCGGACACUGCUGCCACAAUGCCGAUGAAUUUCCAAUACCCAUUUGUCAUUCACCCGAGUACAUUGGACAGCAUGUUUCACCCCAUUUUUGUAGCAUUGUCUGCCGAGCGUGGGUUGAUUCAAGACCCUGCUGUUCCUAUUGCCGUCGACGAGGUUUAUGUAUCGAACUCAUUGAAGACAACGCCUGGACACAGAUUCAGUGUAUAUGUCUGCACCGAGAAGAAAGACGAAAGCAAUAUUGUAGCUUCAAUCGUCGCUGUGGACAAAGAGGAAGACGUAUCAUCUCACAUGGAGCAUGUGGGAUUGUCUAUCAAAGGUUUGACCUGCAGGGUACUCCCACGAGAAGUGGGCAAUGGCACGGAUGAAGAAAGAGAACGAACGGCCUAUAAUAUAAAAUGGAAUGCUGAUCCGGAGCUUUUGUCUGCCGCAGGAAUAGCCAGUAUGUGCACAAGCUCACAGCCGUCUGAAGAUGAUCUUCAACAGCUCCGGUUAUAUGAGAAGUGUUCAUCAGUCUAUGUUGCCGAUGCUGUAUCCCAGUUAGACUCCAAAGACAUACCGGCGGAGAAGCCUCACAUACAAAAACUUUGGAAACUUCUCAAGGCUUCUAACAUCAAAAUUUCCGUUUCUGACGACGAAAAAGCCUGGAUAACUGAGCAGACAAAACGAUCCGGCCCUGAAGGAGAAUUACUAUGCACCCUUGGCGACAACCUACUGUCGAUACUCAGGGAUGGAAUUGAUCCUUGGAACAUUAUGAUGACUGAAAACCGGCUAGACGCAUACUUGAACGACACCAGCAGAUUGGUUCGCAACUAUAAGAUUGCAGCAAAAUAUGUGCGCCUUCUAGGGAAUAAAAACCCGCAACUUUCAUUAUUAGAGAUAGGAGCUGGUACCGGAGAGGCUUCCUUGCCAAUUUUACAAGCUCUUAGUGAAGGCAAUACAUCCGUCUGGUUAAAACGGUAUACAUUCACAGAUCUCAACACUGAUAUGUUCGAGGUCGCGCAGAAGAAGCUCUCGGAUUGGGCCGAUCUCAUUAAAUUUAAAGAAUUCGACGUCGCAGGUAGUCUUGAGGAACAAGGAUUCAAAAGUCACAGUUACGAUGUAGUGAUUCUUGGUCAUGGCAUUCAUCUGGCUAAAUCCACAGACCGAAUGCUGAAGAAUAUCCGUAACUUGCUCAAGGACGAAGGGAAGUUUAUUUUCGUUGACGAAGUUUACCAGAACGAAAGCAUUGAACGAUCCCUGGUUUCAGGCACUUUUUCAAGCUUGUGGGAGGACGAUGUUGAAGGGAAAUACCGUGUCAAUGCAUAUACAGAGGACGACUGGCACCAGGCACUACUCGAUGCUCGAUUCUCGGGGAUGGAAGUGUGUCUUCGGGACGCAGCUAGCCAUGGAUCUUCUGUAAUGAUAUCCAAAGCCGUUGGAGAUGGCUUCCCUUCGCCAGCCCUCGACAUCCUUCUCAUUACUGAAGAUGGAGACUGUGGAGUUUCAGAAUCUUCACUCUUAGAUCACUUGAAGACAGCUGGGGCUAGAGUUGAGACUUGCAGAUUCAAUGAAGCCCACCCCGAUGGCCGCACCUGCAUUGUCCUCAGUGACCUAAGCUUUCCAGUUUUGGCAAAAUCAGAUGCUACCGCAUUUGAGAUUGUGAAAUCUCUUUUUCUACACAGUACGGGAGUCUUAUGGGUCACUCGAGGAGGUUCCGGUUUGACUAUUAAUCCUAAUGCAAGCCUCAUCACCGGUUUUGCAAGAACAGCGCGGGCAGAGGCGGAUGGCGCCAACAUCGUUACUUUGGAUUUAGAUGGACAAACACCCUUGUCCCCGGAACGAGCUGCUGAGACAAUUGCCAGCUUAUUCAGACACCGGUUCGUUACAAGAGCCAACACGACGGAGCAAGAUGUCGAAUAUGCAGAACGACAAGGAAUUAUCUCUAUUCCGCGGGUUACUGAGAGUAUCGGUUUAAACAGAGAUCUCGAAUCAAUCCUUGGGCGAGCUUCUCCUACAACCCAGGCCUUGUAUCAGCCAGGCCGGAAGCUCCGCCCUAUAGUUGCCACUGCUACUGAUAUGAACUCUAUGCACUUUGUUGAUGAGCCAAUGCAGCAAUUGCCUGAUGAUUAUGUGCAAAUUGAGGUUAGAGCAUCAGGAAUCAAUAAGAGCGAUUCACUACUAGCGAGAGGCCAACGCCCGUUAGGCGCCGAGUGUAGUGGCAUUGUUUGUGCCAUUGGAAAGUCCGUUAUGGAUCUAUCAGUUGGAGAUCGAGUUUUAUGCUUGGGCUCCGGCACCAUCACCAAUUAUCACCAGGACAAGGAAUCCGCCUUUCAGAAGGUUCCUGAGGAUAUGAGUUUUGAACACGCUGCUGCAUUACCGGCUGCCUAUUGCACUGCGUAUUACGUCGUAUACAACCUGGCUCGGAUCGUUAAGACGGACUCGGUGCUUAUUCAUAAUAUUGCAGAACCAACAGGACAAGCAAUCUUGGAACUCUGCAAUCUGAUCGGAGCUCGAGUAUUCGGAACCGUUAGUGAGGCUUCACAAAAGAAAUACGUCGUAAAACAAUUGCCUAUCCCGGAAGAAAAUAUCCUAUAUUAUUGCCAUACGACUUUUGCCAAGGAAAUAAUUCGCAUGACGAACAAGAAAGGUGUUGACGUUUUAGUGAAUUGCCUUGACGGAGACACAGAAAUGCGCCGUUUUUCUUGGAGCUGUGUCGCUUCAUAUGGCCGUUUUAUCGAUUUGGGAUCACGGGGAAUAGCUGACAAUAGCCGUCUAGAAAUGGGUAACUUUGCCAAAAAUUCCCUUUUUGCCUCAUUUGAUCUCCUCAGUUUGCUAAAGGAGAAGACGUCUGUUGCCCAGAAAGUAUGGGCAGAUGUGAUGUGUUUAUUCCGUACCAAGGCGAUACGCGGUUUUAGCUCGUUGCUCGUUCAUGACGUCUCAGAUAUUGGCAAGGCAUUGACUGAGAUGGAAUCAGGCGGAAGGCUUGGUAAGACAGUCAUCGUUGCUAAACCCGGAAGUGUCGUAAAGGCUCUCCCCAGAGACAAGAGUGGUGAAUUGCUUCGGAACGAUAUGUCUUACCUCCUGGUCGGCGGUCUUGGUGGUAUCGGACGAGCAACGGCUUCGUGGAUGAUUGACCGUGGCGCAAAAUUCAUCAUAUUUGCCAACCGGAGUGGCCUGUCCAGAGAGGAAUCUAAAGAUACGAUCCGACAGCUAGAGGCCAAAGGGGCCAAGGUAGCCGUGUAUAGCUGUGAUAUUAUCGACGAAUCAGAUGUUAUUGGAAUGGUGAAAAGUGCGUCCAGAGAGAUGCCACCAAUCAAAGGUGUCAUUCAAGCAGCUAUGGUGCUUCGGGACACAUUGAUUGAAAACAUGUCGUUUGAGGAGUUUUCUGCCUCUCUGAAACCCAAGUUCAAUGGAACAUGGAAUCUUCACAAUCAUCUCCCAAAGAAUAUGGAUUUUUUCGUGAUGCUAUCCUCAAUUAGCGGAGUCAUUGGAAAUGCCAGCCAAGCGGCGUACGCAGCCGGAAAUACGUUUAUGGAUGCCUUUGCAGGAUUCCGUAAUAGUCUGGGCUUGCCUGCUGUUGCUUUAGAUCUUGGUGUAAUCACAGGGGUCGGCUAUCUAUCUCAAAAUACUGAGCUACUUGCUGCCAUGGAGCGUCAAGGAUUCCAAGGCACAGAUGAACGGACGCUGAUGGCUCUGAUACAAACAGCUAUAUCCCAGCCUCAUCGACAAGAUUCAGACGCUCAAAUUGUGACUGGGUUGGGAUCUUGGAAAGAUGGGAAAUCACUCGGCAAUUUUGAUCAGGCUAUCUUUUCUCAUUUUCGUCGGCAGUUUUCUGGAGGAGAAAACUCAAGCGAAGAGGGAACCUCGGCAGAUCAACUCAAGGAGAAUCUCCGAGCGUGCAAGACCCUCGAAGAGGCGGCGAGUGUUAUAUGUGCAGCGCUCAUCGAACAUAUUGCCGCUCGACUGGAAACACCUGCUGAAAAUAUUAACUCGUCCAAGUCUUUAUCAGACUACAGUAUCGACUCCUUGGUGGCAGUGGAGAUCCGCACAUGGAUUGCGAAAGAGAUGAGCAGCACGAUUCCAAUCUUGGAAUUAUUGGCCAGCUCUUCACUCUUGCAGUUAUCCGAGAAGAUUGCGACUCGUUCAACUCUAGUCAAAGUGCCAGAGAUGUCGUCCUAA
Molecule: messenger RNA, 7938 nt
Organism: Talaromyces atroroseus
Lineage: Eukaryota; Fungi; Ascomycota; Eurotiomycetes; Eurotiales; Trichocomaceae
Exons: 7
Coding region: 1-7938 (2645 amino acids)
Biological process (GO): fatty acid biosynthetic process; secondary metabolite biosynthetic process
Molecular function (GO): oxidoreductase activity; phosphopantetheine binding; fatty acid synthase activity
Source: RefSeq, a predicted model, not a curated record